AUGCCCAAUGGAAAAGUUUAUUAUGAAGCUGAAAGGAUUUUAGAUGAGAAAUUGAUGGGGGAUGAACUGUAUUAUUCUAUUAAAUGGAAAGGGAUUGAUGAAAAUGGAAAGCCUUGGACCCCAACAUGGGAACCGGCAAGCUAUUGCACCCAGCCACUUAUUGAAUCUUGGGAACAACAAAAACGAGCAGCUAAAAGAAAGAUGAGAUCACCAACUUUACCACUGCCCGGGAAAAUAUUAUCACCAAAAAAAGAAGCAAGGAAGGUGUCAAAAAUAAAUGGGGGUUCUCGCAAUGAAAAUGAAAACGACCUUUCUCAAGUCGAUUGUGGGAGUAGGUCUGAAACCUCCAUGAUGAUUGAUUCAUCAAGCAAUGAAAAUAAAAUGACACCACCUUCUUCAAUACAUUCUAAAAUAAAACCAAUGACAAAUGGUUCAGACGGUGACAAUCCAUUGGCAUGUCAGAUACCAACGAUGCAUCGUUUAUCUCAUAGCCAGCUGGAUGUCAUGGUUCCUGUACCAUUAUCAUUGAUGCAACAAAAAGCAUAUCGUAAAAUUAUAUCUGCACCUCAUUUAACUCGAUCCUUUGCUCAAGAUUCGGUGCCUUUACCUCAGAAUUCACCCAUUUUAUUAGCUAAAGAGCAAUUACUCAUGGUUGUUAAUCAUCUAUCAUUACUUUUAUCUUCAAAUGAAUCCAAUAAUUGGAUAAAAGAUGUCGAUCAUACCGGAAAACUUGUAAUGAUACGGCAAUUGUUAAAAAUUUUAAGGCAUAAGAAUCUUGCUAUCGGAAUUUCAAUUCCUUCGGGAUUAAUGACGUCAAAUGGUCAUCGAUACAGAUUUAUUAACGAUCCUUCAAUUAAGAUUGAACCCAGUAAACAACCAGUUGCAGAAUUUUUUCAUAAUGGCUUAAUGUGUUUUAUUUUUUCAACAGCCUUGCAGAACAAAGAUAUUGAGUUACCAUCCCUCGAUCUUAUGAUUGCAUAUGACACAACUUUCGUUCCAGAAUCGAAAUUCGCUCAAUCUGUGUUCAAUAUGAACAUUCCGGUCAUCAGACUUGUUACCAAGAAUACUAUAGAACAUGCUAUGAGUUACCAAAUGCUAAUAGAGAAAAAGAAUCUUUCAAAUUUGACGCUUUCAGAAUUAAAAAAGGCUAUAACUUAUGGUGCAUGGAAAAGACAUCAGUUUAUUAUACCCGGUUGUGAAGUGGCGCAAUUUGAUAUCAAAGGUGUAUGCGAAAAGAUUGAAAAUUGGUUGGAUGAAGGAAAGCUAAGGAUUUUAAAUUUCGGAAUGGAUGCGGCCAUUGAGAAAAAUUGGGACAGGAGCACAUGUAUUGGAGGAUCAUCUGUGCAGCCGGGAAGUUCAGGAAAAAGGAUUUGUAUUGAUGUAGGAACUAAUAAAAGAAAAAAGGGUAAAGAAGUGAUUUCUACCGGGGAUGGUCUUUUAAAACCUCUAAAACCUAAAAAAAUAAAAAUUUCAACUGAUUCCAAUGAAGCUGAAGAAGUGAUUUCUACCGGGGAUGAUCUUUUAAAGCCUUUAAAACCUAAAAAAAUAAAAAUUUCAACUGAUUCCAAUGAAGCUGAAGAAGAUCCAAUAAUUAAAGUUGAAGCUCCAGAAAUUGAAAUUAAUCAGUUGGGAAAUGAACCGCCAACAUUUAAUUCACCUAAUCAUAUAAAUUCACCAGUGCCCGAAUCCUCUAGGCGUGUAAAUACACCAACGCUUGGAUCAACCAAAUUCUUAAAUGUACUAUCACGUAAAUCUCCUAAUCAUUCGAAUACAGUGUUUCGAUCUCCUAGACGUUUGUUUACAUCACCGCGAGAACAACCUAAGCGAUUGAGUGAUAAAGCUUCGGGAAAAUUAGUAUCUGAUCCUGUAGAGAGAUCAAAUACUCCGAUAAAAGAGCAGAAAGAACAAAAUGAAACAUCAGAAGAUUGGAAACAAAAAUUCAUUGAUCUGUGUAGUAAAUCUACACAACGUGAAGAAAUCAUAAACAAUCUUCAGGAAGAAAAUAACAAGUCUCGGGACUUAAUCAAUGAACUUAGUGCAGAACUUGCUAGCACUAGAAGGCAAUUGGGCGAGCUACAAGGACAACGGCGAAAACAGCAAGAGCAACAAAACAAUGAAGCAUUACGCGAACUAGCAAGCGUCCGGAAGGAGUUGGCAGAUUUAAAGAUCGAAUUUUCUAAAACAGAAAUGGAAUUGGAGGAAAAAAUUCAAGAAAAUCAAAAUAUGAAGAAAGAGAUGGAAGCAAAUAAAAAUACCAUAAAAACAUUAAAAAAUAAAAUACAUUCAUUACAAGACGAGAAUACAGCAUACAAACUUCAGGGUCGAACUACAUUGGCUGGUAAAACCAUUAAACGAACAGAAUCGAUGGAUGAACAGAUAAGAGCGUUAACUGAAGAAAAUGAGAACUUAAAAAAGAAAUUUGACCUUCAGGAACAUCUUCAUGAACAACAUUUAAGGAUUGCCAAUGAAAACAUUGAACAAUCAGAAGCUAUAAAAAAUCUUUUGAUGAAUCUUCAAGGCAAAACUGAAGUUGAUGUGAAGGUGAUGUUGGAUGAACAAAAACAAAACCAACAUUCUGCUAAAGGUCAUGAUAACACCAGUAAUAUUAGUAACGAUACAGUGAAUCAGACAACGAAAAGCAGUAACGGAAGUACUUCCAAGUUGUCAGCACCUAUUAAUAUAUUUUCACCUACACCCACUGCUAAUGCAUUUAAAAUAUUUUGA
Molecule: messenger RNA, 2724 nt
Organism: Racocetra persica
Lineage: Eukaryota; Fungi; Glomeromycota; Glomeromycetes; Diversisporales; Gigasporaceae
Source: the annotation of a GenBank genome assembly